CAAGCUGGCAGGUCCUAAAAUAUUCAGUGGCUCUUUUAAGAACUGAAAAAUUAAAUACAUGCAAAAAAGACUGCACUAUGCUGUGGUUAAUACUAAGUUCGGCAAUUUUGCAUUGUGUGCUGCUAACCAAUGCUGACGGCCUGUACUCCGUUGUGGCACCCAAGACCCUGCGAUCCAAAAGUGCCUAUAAUGUUGUAGUUGCCGUCCAAAAUGCACCGCGAGCUACUAAUGUCUCAGUCAGCCUGACAGGACCUUCAUUUAGUUUGGGAAAACAUGUUGAGGUUUCAGCAAUGUCCUCGAAAACUGUUAGAUUUGACAUUCCGAAACUAACCGAAGGCAAGUACAAGCUAGAAGUUGUGGGUAGUGGCGGCAUCGAAUUCCGGAACUCCACCAAGCUGGACUUUGCAACCGACAAGAACAGGAUAUACAUUCAAACGGACAAGGCCACCUAUAAGCCCGGCGAUAAGAUCCAGUUUAGAGUACUUUUCCUGGACAAACACACCCGACCAGCCGUAAUCGAUAAGGCCAUUGCGAUAGAGAUUCGCGAUGGAGACCAUAAUCUGAUUAGGCAAUGGAAGGAUAUCAUACCCAGGAGUGUCUAUUCCGGAGAGCUCCAGCUGUCCGACAGACCGGUUCUGGGCAACUGGACUUUAACCGUCACGGCGCAAGACGAUGGCAAGGAGACGAAAACGCUGGUGGUGGACAAGUAUGUGGUGCCGAAGUUUGAGGUGUUCGUUAUAACCGCCAAGGAUGUCGCGGCUAGUGCUGGCUACAUUAGGGCAACGAUAAGAGCCAGGUACACCUUUAAAAAGCCCGUAAAGGGCCACGUCGUCGCUUCGAUCGAGGGCAGCUCGGCGAAGAAAAACCUGCCCAUCGAUGGACAGGUGAAUGUGGAGUUUCCCAUUCCAGCGACCGGCAAGAGUCUUUUGAAAAUAACUGCCACUGUUGCCGAGGAGCUGACGAACCUCAAACACAACGCUACUGCAUACGUGACCGUCCACCAACACCGCCACAAGCUGGAGGAUCUGUUUUGGCCAACGCACUAUAGGCCAGGUGUAAUGUAUGAAUUUAAGACGGUGGUUAGAAACUUGGACGGUUCUCCUGUCACUGACUCUUCUAAGAACGUGAACUUCAACGUUAAGUGCUGUCACGCUUCUAGAAAUUUCCCAGCUUUCCUUCAAAAUAGCAUUGCCACCCAGCAUAUAAUGCUACCCGAUACAACGUGCAAAAGUUGUCUUGUGACGGUUACAUAUGACACUGCAGCCAAUUUAGGACGAUACUUAUAUAAGCUCGAUGCGACACUCAAUAUUGCGGUCAUUACCAAAAGACCGCAACUAAGGAAAGAGCUUAAAAUAAAUAUUAAGUCCAAUAACUAUCUUCCUUACAUUAUUGUGACUAUUCUAGCACGAGGUAACAUAUUUCUAAGUCAAUAUAUAAAGGUGGAAGAAAGAGAAAAGAGCCACGAAUUUAAGUUCGUACCGACUUUUGAAAUGGUGCCCCAAGCUACGAUAUUUGUCCAUUACAUUGUCAACGGGGAUUUCAUGUCUGCCAAAGAAACUGUCGAUAUCGAGAAGGACUUUGAAAACACGAUUGAAAUAUCAACAGAAAAGGAAGCAAGGCCCGGGGAUAAAGUCAGCCUAAGGGUGAAAACCAAUCCCCAUUCCUUUGUGGGUCUCCUUGGAGUGGACCAGAGUGUGCUGCUUUUAAGGUCAGGAAACGACCUAAACCGUGAACAAAUAUUGAACAAUCUGGCCACGGACUCCACCGACUUGGUGACCCUAACAAACGCGAAUAUUUUUAUCCCCAAAAGCUCGGGUGGCUGUUAUACCAAUGAUGACCAAAACAAUUGCACUGGUGCUCCUAUAAGUCGAACGGUGUUUCAAAAAGUUGAAUCAGUAAGGAACUCAGCUCCUGUUCCAACUGUCAGUUCAAGCAAAGCACAAGCUUCACUUCCACCAGUUCGCAAGCUCUUCCCCGAAACCUGGCUGUUUUCAAACAUAAGGAGCGUGGGAGCCAGCGGCGAAACCUCCAUCAACACGACAGUUCCCGAUACGAUGACCUCCUGGGUUAUCACCGGCUUCUCCCUCAACUACCAAACCGGCCUUGCCGUAACCAGGAAUCCUCACAGAAUUCGUGUAUUCCAACCGUUCUUUGUGACCACCAACUUGCCGUACUCGGUGAAGCACGGCGAAGUGAUCGCCAUUCCUGUGGUCGUCUUCAACUACUUGGGAAUGGAUGUGGAGGCGAGAGUAUCAAUGGAUAACUCUGAGGGUGAGUACGAAUUCAUUGAGACCACCAGCGCUAACGUGUCCCAAAAGAAGAAGAGAGUGGAAAGGGAAAAAAAAUUAUGGAUACCCGCCAGUACCGGACGAAGCAUCUCCUUCAUGAUCCGCCCGAGGAAAGUAGGUCUGACCACCCUAAAGAUCUCCGCCAUCUCGCCAAAUGCCGGCGACAGACUCCAUCAAAUACUGAAAGUGGAGGCCGAAGGCGUCCCAAAGUACGUCAACAAAGCCGUAUUAAUUACCGUUCAAAGGCGGAAGCGACGAAGUCUGGCGCCGCCGGAGAAGACACUUGUCAUAGAAGAAAUCCACGAUGCUGUGGAGGGCUCCGUUUGUAGGGAAAUCCAAGUGAGUGGAAGUAGCCAAGCGCCUCAGCUGGAACACCUCGACGGUCUGGUGCGCAAGCCCUAUGGCUGUGGCGAGCAGAACAUGUUUAACUUUGUGCCCAGCAUCCUGGCGUUGAGCUAUUUAGAAGCAAGUAAUCGGAGUGAUAAGAAAAUAGAACAUAUUGCCAGGGUUUAUGUCGAAACUGGUUACCAAAACGAGCUUUCGUACAAACGUUCCGACGGCUCCUUCAGCGCUUGGGGCAAAUAUGAUCCUGCAGGCAGCACGUGGCUCACUGCAUAUGUGAUAAGGUCCUUUCAUCAGGCUGCCAAGUACAUCGACAUUGACGACAGUGUACUGGCAGCUGGACUGGAUUUCAUCGCGUCCCGACAAAGUGCAAAUGGGAUAUUUAAGGAAUUGGGCAGGCUUAUACAAAACAGUCAUGGAAGUCCGUUGGCGCUUACAUCCUUUGUCCUGCUGACUUUCUUCGAAAACGAGAAAUAUAAAAAUAAAUAUCAGAAAGUGAUCGCUAGGGCUGUGAAUUGGGUGGCUGAGGAGGUGACCAGGUCGAAUAACGCCUAUGAUCUGGCCAUCGCCGCCCUGGCCCUUUCAUUAGCAAAACAUCGCAGUGCCCAAAGCACUUUAACCAAGUUGGAAAGUUUGGCCAAGAGGCGUGGUGACCACAAGUGGUGGACCGGUGCAGAUAACAGCAAGAGCAGCGAUGUGGAGACCACCUCAUAUGUGCUGCUCGCCCUUCUUGAGCAAAACGGGUUGGAUUCAGCCAAGCCGAUUGUCGAUUGGCUGAUAAGCAAGCGAAACAGCAACGGAGGCUUCGUUUCCUCGCAGGACACCGUUGUGGGUAUCAUGGCCCUAACCAAGUACGAACUCGCAUCACAAAUGACGACCGAAGGUAUUGAUGUUCAGCUUUCGUAUUUGGACAAACACAGAAAACAUUUGAGGGUAGGCAAAGACAAUAAAUUCAAAGUUCAGACCCAUCGGCUUCCUGAAAAUGCAACCGAGGUCAAGUGUACGGCCACAGGUCAAGGACGUGCUCUAGUUCAGCUGUCUUACCGGUACAAUGUGGCCACCGCGGUGAAGAGUCCCAGCUUCAAACUAAGGACUAAGGUUAUGCAGUCCGAUAAGUACCGGCUAAUCCUCAAUAUUUGCGGCGAGUACACUCCCAUCGCAAACUCCGAGCGGAGUAAGCCCACCAAUAUGGCUUUAAUGCAGGUGCAGCUACCAUCUGGCUAUGUUUGCGACACCGAUUCCUUCGCCCUCAUCGCGGCCAUUCCAGACGUAAAGCGUGUGGAGUCCAAACGCGGUGACACCGAGGUUCAUAUCUAUUUCGAAAAGCUGCACCCCAAUGCCCCCAAGUGCCUGAACCUGAAGGCCAUAUACACCCAUGCAGUGGCUGAGCAGAAACCUUCUUGGGUUCAGCUCUACGAUUACUAUGCCACCGAACGCAAGGCUACCGAAUUCUACCACGUGGACUCUCCUCGCAUACUUUAGUAUUUUAAGAAAACAA
Drosophila erecta is the source of this 4128-nucleotide messenger RNA. It is a transcript of the gene Tep1, whose product is annotated as CD109 antigen. Gene Ontology annotation, molecular function: endopeptidase inhibitor activity. The transcript is spliced from 9 exons. Gene Ontology annotation, cellular component: extracellular region. The record is from RefSeq and is a predicted model, not a curated record. The coding region runs from base 78 to 4112 and encodes 1344 amino acids. NCBI's taxonomy places the organism in Eukaryota, Metazoa, Arthropoda, Insecta, Diptera, Drosophilidae.